Molecule: messenger RNA, 1881 nt
Organism: Mastomys coucha (southern multimammate mouse)
Lineage: Eukaryota; Metazoa; Chordata; Mammalia; Rodentia; Muridae
Gene: Mdh1
Product: malate dehydrogenase 1
Exons: 9
Coding region: 197-1201 (334 amino acids)
Biological process (GO): tricarboxylic acid cycle; malate metabolic process; oxaloacetate metabolic process
Cellular component (GO): cytosol; mitochondrion
Molecular function (GO): L-malate dehydrogenase (NAD+) activity
Source: RefSeq, a predicted model, not a curated record
GCACUAUCAGGAAUGCACGAAGGUGGGCGCCAGAGAUCGCCGGAAAAACUACACUUCCCAGAAAGGGCCGGGGCUCCAGCCGAACCUUUGCUGGCCAGCCCCGCGUUCUCUCCCAGAGUCUUUUCCGCUGUAGAGGUGACCUGACUGCUGGAGACGGCCUUUGCAGGUACAGAGAUCGGCCUUGCAGUUUGCAAUAAUGUCUGAACCAAUCAGAGUCCUUGUGACUGGAGCAGCUGGUCAAAUUGCAUAUUCACUGUUGUACAGUAUUGGAAAUGGAUCUGUCUUUGGGAAAGACCAGCCCAUCAUUCUUGUGCUGUUGGACAUCACCCCCAUGAUGGGUGUUCUGGAUGGUGUCCUGAUGGAACUGCAAGACUGUGCCCUUCCCCUUCUGCAUGAUAUCAUCGCAACAGACAAAGAAGAGGUUGCCUUCAAAGACCUGGAUGUGGCUGUCCUGGUGGGCUCCAUGCCAAGAAGGGAAGGCAUGGAGAGGAAGGACCUCCUGAAAGCCAAUGUGAAAAUCUUCAAAUCCCAGGGUGCAGCCUUGGAGAAAUAUGCCAAGAAAUCAGUUAAGGUCAUUGUUGUGGGAAACCCAGCCAACACGAACUGCCUGACAGCCUCCAAGUCAGCACCGUCGAUCCCCAAGGAGAACUUCAGUUGCCUGACUCGCUUGGACCAUAACCGCGCAAGAUCUCAAAUUGCUCUUAAACUCGGUGUAACCACUGAUGAUGUAAAGAAUGUCAUUAUCUGGGGAAAUCAUUCAUCAACCCAGUAUCCAGAUGUCAAUCAUGCCAAGGUGAAAUUGCAAGGAAAGGAAGUCGGUGUGUAUGAAGCCCUAAAAGACGACAGCUGGCUGAAGGGAGAGUUCAUCAUGACUGUGCAACAGCGUGGUGCUGCUGUCAUCAAGGCUCGGAAGCUGUCCAGUGCAAUGUCUGCUGCGAAAGCUAUUGCAGACCACAUCAGAGACAUCUGGUUUGGAACCCCAGAGGGAGAGUUCGUGUCAAUGGGUGUUAUCUCUGAUGGCAACUCCUACGGCGUCCCUGAUGACCUGCUCUACUCGUUCCCGGUCGUGAUCAAGAAUAAGACCUGGAAGUUUGUUGAAGGCCUCCCUAUUAAUGACUUCUCCCGUGAAAAGAUGGACCUGACAGCUAAGGAGCUGACCGAGGAAAAGGAAACGGCUUUUGAGUUUCUCUCCUCUGCAUGACUAGACAGCAAUAUUGAUGUCAGCAGACAGCCCAAGGCUGAAGAAUCAAAGUGUCGUCUUUGAGCCUAGUACCAAACAGUAAUAAUGCUACAUUCAAAUUGUGAACAGCAAAAUAUUUUAAAUAGUAUGUGCUUUAUGAUUUGUGAAAGUCUAUCAUGUUGUUAGUGCUGCAAUCUAAAUAAAAGUAUAUUCAAGUGAAAGUCUCUCAGCCUCUAUUUCUAGCUUAUAUUAUCUUCAAAAAACCAGUCUGCUCAAUAGAUUAUAAUUUUACUUUUUUUAAUUGAGUAAAAGAAAUAAAGAUGGAAAAUGUUAUGAAGUAAAACAUUAGUCUCUAAUAUAGACAAGGAAGCACAAUUGAUCUAUUUCAGAAGGAUCCCAUUACUUAAAUGAGCUACUUAUAUUUUAAGUCCUCAAAGGUUGGCUCAUGUUUUACUCAUAAUUUGAUUUUAAAAUUAGCUGUAAGAAGGUUGCUGAUAAUCUAUCUUCCUUGUAUUCUAUAGCAAAAUAAUGGAAUCAUUAAUACUUGGUAGCCAAUAAUACCACACUAUUAAUGUUUGUGAGCUAAGAUUAUUAGAAAUAUUAUGUUUUUGAGGCAGUCUGUUUUCCAUGGGAACACAUGCAUUGUCUUUUCGUCUUUGUGCUUGUUGUGCAUUACUCAGUGCAAUAAAUAGUACCAUAAU